AUGGGUGUGACCAAAAAGAAUGGCAAAUCAUUACGUACCAAGCUACGGUCGAAAUCACUACAUGGUGUUCUGAGAUCGAUGACAAAGGAUGACAAAAUUGUGAAAAAGGUGCAUAACAAGAUCGAAGCCAAGCUUGUUAAAUCAUUGACCCAGGAGGGCAAACCAGACGUGCCUACAGAUGGCCAUAAUGUCUUAGACUCGAACGAUCCAAACUACAAGAAUUUUACAAACGUUAGCAAGAGCUCAAUAAGGAGAAGAAAAAGAAAGCUUCGUGAUGCGUUGAAACCAAAGAUGGACGACAUGUUGGAUACAUUGAAUGAGAUUGGAGGACAUGACAAAACAUCGACAAUAGCGACGACAACAUCAAUAACAGGCCCAGGCAAGAACACAAAGUACGAGUACUUGGAGACUAAAAACAAACAUAUCCCCAACCCUCAUAAGUCCAAAGGCAAAGCGUUCGUGGAGACUGCUGAGCGCAAGAAUUUCAACGGGACGCUUGCCAAUGGUAGCUUUAGAAACAGUCCAUUUGCUACGUUGAAGGACAGGAUCGCCAACAAUUUGAACACCAUUGGUUAA
Molecule: messenger RNA, 576 nt
Organism: Saccharomycopsis crataegensis
Lineage: Eukaryota; Fungi; Ascomycota; Saccharomycetes; Ascoideales; Saccharomycopsidaceae
Gene: SLX9
Product: Slx9p
Exons: 2
Coding region: 1-576 (191 amino acids)
Biological process (GO): maturation of SSU-rRNA from tricistronic rRNA transcript (SSU-rRNA, 5.8S rRNA, LSU-rRNA)
Cellular component (GO): 90S preribosome; preribosome, small subunit precursor; nucleolus
Source: RefSeq, a predicted model, not a curated record